Nanorana parkeri is the source of this 601-nucleotide messenger RNA. RefSeq names its product potassium voltage-gated channel subfamily E regulatory subunit 1 (gene KCNE1). Gene Ontology annotation, biological process: potassium ion export across plasma membrane; membrane repolarization during action potential; regulation of ventricular cardiac muscle cell membrane repolarization. Gene Ontology annotation, cellular component: membrane. Lineage: Eukaryota; Metazoa; Chordata; Amphibia; Anura; Dicroglossidae. Gene Ontology annotation, molecular function: delayed rectifier potassium channel activity; potassium channel regulator activity; voltage-gated potassium channel activity involved in ventricular cardiac muscle cell action potential repolarization. The transcript has a single exon. The record is from RefSeq and is a predicted model, not a curated record. The coding region runs from base 44 to 409 and encodes 121 amino acids.
AGACAGAACAGAGGGACUGACUGACUGGCUGACGACCAGGAAGAUGGCCAGUGAAGGCACAACGCAUGUCAACUCGUCGAUCUCAAUGUUGAUAAACUAUGGAAGCAGUCCUGUCAAUGCCACUCUAGGCCAUGGCAAACAACCCGACCAAAUGGAAGUGCUGUACAUUCUUCUACUCCUGGGAUUUUUUGGAUUCUUUACGUUUGGAAUCAUGAUAAGCUACAUCCGCUCCAAAAAACGGGAACACUCCAGCGAUCCUUACCACACGUACAUCGCCAAAGACUGGAAGAAGGCCUCAAUCGCCACAGCCCCGCAACUCAGCGUCCCCACAUCGUCUUGCUACCUAGUGGAGAACAAGUUCGCUGUGGAGCAGCCACACAAUACAAUACCGACAGUGUGCACAGACUGAUCCUGGACCCGCUGCUCUUUCCAGCCACACUGGACCACCUUGGAAAUCUGGGGUCCCAGGAGGAAUCUGAUGGAGGAGAAAUAGAACUAAAACUCUGAAGCAAAACUGGAUUUUGGAAACUUUGCUGUUAAAAUGAUAAUCUGCUUAAUAAUUAUAUGUAUUCUGAUUAUUGGAAAUAUUUUAACUUCAUCU